UUGCACCUAGAGGUCCUGUGCAGCACUCUGUUUCUCAGUGGGCUCAACAUGGAUUCAUGUGGCACAAACAUCCCAUAGCAAUAGGGAAUUCUUCGAUUUCCUUUUCACUGUCGGAAUAACAGAAGAUGGAGGACAAGGAAGGAGGCGGUCCUACUACGGACGCUCUACCAAAUAGUGCUGAGAAUAUAACACACGACAACAAAACACAGGAUAGCGCAACAUUCAAGACAGAUGACAAUGAUACCGUGAAGGAGGAAAAACAACAGGAGGAUGACCCGGAACAGGAUAACACCAGCCCUCCUCAACAGGCUCCAGAGCCCGUAGAAGAAUCGGAGUCACUAAAGAAAAUGAGAGCAGAGUUGGAGAGAAUGCGAGUGGAGGACAAAAACCGAGAGGAAAUAGCAGCGGCAAAAUAUAAAGAAGAUUUUAGACAUGAGCGUAACAAAUUAGAAGAGGGGAGGAUUGCGCAAGGAUACAUGUUUAACCCCGAUAUCCGGGACAUUAAGAGUGCUAUAGCGGACAUCAUGAAAGAAGAGCGCGUGUGUAUGUUACAGAGACAGAUCGAUGCUCUAGAUAAGGAGGAGAAACAGGUUCAGGAGGAGAUAGACCGGAAGUAUGGCCAGCUCUUCUCUACAGACCGGAAACAUGACCUUACAGCCCUCGCCAACAACUUUUUCUCCUUGCCCGGAAAUGCGGGUCUUCCGGAACACAUCACGCGUGCUCUGACGUCAGAAGAAAUAGCAGACCUAAAGAUAGUGUUUGAUCUGUUUGACGUGAAAGGAAGAGGAUACGUCAGUUCCAACGAUUUAAAGAAAGCUCUAGCUAUGCUAGGAUUCAAAGCUUCAAAGGCAGUCCUUGGCAAUAUGAUAAGUGAAGUGGCAGGGGAAAAGAAAGUGAAGGUGACUUUCAAAAACUUCUUGGAUUUUGUCGUAAAAAGUCAAGGCGAUGGUCCCGACCCGUACGGUGAAAUCAAACAGGCCUUCGACUUGCUGGAUACAAACGGUAACGGGUUUCUAACGCUGGAGGACUUGAGAGACGCCUCUAUGGAAUGCAGCCUCAACUUCUCUAACAACACGUUACGCGAGAUGUUACAAGAGGCAGACAAACAUGGCGAUGGCAAGAUCAAUUUGGCGGACUUUACAGACAUUAUGUUACUAACCAGUAAAUUCAAGUAUGCGUCCUGACGCAAUAUAUGGCUUUAAAAUGCAUUUAUCAUUGAUCUCGAUUGAAAGUAAAGAGCUGUUAUGCAGCUAGUUAUAGCUUUUGUAAGUAGAGAUAAAACCAUGUCUAUUGUAAACAGCUUGAAAUAAAUCAUUUACCAAGUGCCAAAACCAAAGAACGUGUGAUAUU
Messenger RNA from Magallana angulata, 1350 nucleotides. RefSeq lists its product as uncharacterized. Lineage: Eukaryota; Metazoa; Mollusca; Bivalvia; Ostreida; Ostreidae. Gene Ontology annotation, molecular function: calcium ion binding. Gene Ontology annotation, cellular component: cytoplasm. The coding region runs from base 126 to 1184 and encodes 352 amino acids. The transcript is spliced from 6 exons. The record is from RefSeq and is a predicted model, not a curated record.